Molecule: messenger RNA, 2172 nt
Organism: Diospyros lotus (date-plum)
Lineage: Eukaryota; Viridiplantae; Streptophyta; Magnoliopsida; Ericales; Ebenaceae
Product: glycosyltransferase BC10-like
Exons: 2
Coding region: 715-1872 (385 amino acids)
Cellular component (GO): membrane
Molecular function (GO): glycosyltransferase activity
Source: RefSeq, a predicted model, not a curated record
AUGGUGGAAUUCGAUUUGGACGAGGAAAUUCCUCGUUUUUCCCAUUCUCAGAAGGGUAACACCAAAAUUAAACUCGCUCUCUCUUCUCUCUCUGUCGUCUUCUUCUUCUUCUUCAUUCUUUCAAAUCUUCAGGACGCAUCUCUCUGGUUGUUUAAACUUGAAGCUUUGCGUGAAUGUAGUUGAUUGAUUCGUACGGAUAUGGACAUUCGGCCUCUUGCUUGUUAAGCCUCUCUAACAUCAAUCAUCAUUUUCACAUUCCAUAACAAAGCACGCGUGAUUGCUCGAAUCAUCUUGCUUGGUUCCUGAAACGUCUCUGGUACGUUCUUCGUCGAUUUUGCAUUUCAAGGACCUCCUCGAUUACAUAAAUGGUAGCACGAUCUCCAUCUCUUCCUUGCCAUUCUUUCCUCUCUCGCCAUGUUCUCUGGUUUCCCCAAUCCCCAUUCUCGGAAAUCAGAGAGAAGAUCAAACUCCCGGCGACCUGAUUCUUGGUUUUCCAUGACCGGCGGGAGUUUGCUGCCCAGAGUUGCACCAUUUUCAUUCAAAAGUUUCCUAUUUCUCGAGCAAGUAUUGGAAAAUCUGGGAAUUCUUGAAAUGCCUUUUAUUUAGGAAUAGUCAUAUUAGAGGUGAAUUUAGGGUAAAAAGGAAAAGAGUCCUUGUGAUUUGAAAUUUCAAAUUCAAACCCACAAUUGAAUUUGGGAGGAAAUUGUGGUGAAGAUGCAAUCCAGGGUGGUGGGAUUGGAGGAAGGCAAGGACCCUGCCACCAAUGCUAGACCAAGCCAAUCUAGGGUUUUUCCAUCGAGAAUCCUGCAGUUUCUUUCGGCCUUUUUGGUGGUGGCCAUUGCGUUUACAAUUUUGAGUGUAUACAUGAUUAGGUAUUUUGGAGUCCAGAGGGUAGUUCCAGCGAUACAGUCUACAAUUCAGGCAUGUUAUGGAGAGCCUGGAACUUUGGAGGGUUGGAUUAGGCCUCCAUUGAACCUACUGCAUAGUAUGAAUGACACUGACCUGUUUUGGCGGGCAUCUUUUGUUCCUCAAAAAAAAGAUUAUGCUUUUGAGAGAACCCCCAAAAUUGCCUUCAUGUUCUUGGCAAGAGGGCCAUUGCCAAUGGCACCACUCUGGGAAAGGUUCUUUGAGGGGCAGGAGGGGCUGUAUUCAAUCUACAUUCAUUCGAUGCCAGAUUACGAACCAACAUUCUCCUCUUCAUCAGUUUUUUACAAAAGACAGAUUCCAAGCCAGGUGGCUGAGUGGGGAAUGAUGAGUAUGUGUGAUGCCGAGAGGAGACUCCUAGCCAAUGCAUUGCUUGAUAUCUCCAAUGAAUGGUUUAUCCUCAUUUCUGAAGCUUGCAUUCCUCUUUACAACUUCAGUUUUGUUUACGACUACAUCUCAAGAUCCCGGCACAGCUUUAUGGGUUCAUAUGAUGAACUGGGACCCGAUGGAAGAGGGCGCUAUAGCCCAAACAUGGCACCUGAGGUCAACAUCACUGAAUGGCGUAAAGGCUCCCAGUGGUUUGAAAUCAAUCGUAAACUGGCAGUCGACAUCAUUGAAGACAACAUCUUCUACCCCAAGUUCGAACACUUCUGCAGACCAAAUUGUUACGUGGACGAGCACUAUUUCCCAACCAUGCUGAGCAUCCAAUCUCCACAUCUCUUGGCAAACAGGACGCUGACGUGGGUGGACUGGUCUAGGGGCGGCGCUCACCCCGCCACAUAUGGGCGGUCGGAUAUUGGGGAGCAGUUCUUCAAGAGAAUGUUCCAAGGCAGAAACUGCACUUACAAUGACCAGCCAUCUUCUGUUUGUUUCCUCUUUGCUAGGAAGUUCUCUCCCAAUGCUUUAGAGCCUCUACUGGAAGUUUCAUCCAAUGUCUUCGGUUACUGACCCAAAUCGCCUGCAUAAUAUUAACAUCACUGGGAGAAGCAAUCAAGAGGGAACACUCCUCCCUUGUGAAAAUUGCCUGGACUCAUCUCUUCUUAAUGUACAAAAGCAUUUCAAACACUAGAAGCUCAGGAACAUACACAUACUGCUUCAACAUCUUACUUAGACACAGUUGUCAAACAAAUGGUUUCCAUUAUUGGGAUCCAUGUAUUGUUCUCCAUUCAUAUCAUUCCACACAGCAUGUAUACACAAUCUUCUCAUUAUAGUUCAUAUUCCUGCUCAACAUCUGCAACAUUCUCUUUU